AUGUCAUAUCCUCAACCAUACACCAAUUUCGGAGAAGCAAAGCUACACAAGCUUGUAUUCGAAGCACCUGGCGUGCUAAGGGUAAGCUUCAAUCGUGGAAAAGUGAAUGCAUGGAUUGAACCAAUGUGGAGAGAAUUGGACGCCAUCUUUCGCUUUAUCGCUCGUGAUCCAGAUGUGAAUGCUAUUGUGUUGACAGGAGAGAAUCGUUGCUUUACUGCUGGACUGGAUUUGAUGAGCUCCUCGCUGGGAGCAGUGAUGGAUCCUGCAGGAGAUGAUCCAGCAAGACGUGCAAUGGUGAUGACUUAUUGGAUUCAAGAAUUUCAAGAUGCACUAACACAAAUGGAAAGAUGUCAUAAACCCGUCGUUGCGGCAGUGCAUAAUGUCGCAUAUGGCUUGGCGGUGGAUCUUUUAAGUGCGGUUGAUAUUCGUUAUGCAGCUGAAGAUGUUCGAUUUUCUAUCAGAGAAGUUGACGCUGGGUUAGCAGCUGAUAUUGGUACUUUACAAAGAUUCCCAAAGAUUGUUGGCAAUGAUUCUUGGGUACGAGAAUUAGCCUUUACGGGAAGAGAAUUUGAUGCCAAAGAAGCCUUACAGUUUGGCUUCAUUUCAAAGAUUGUCCCUGGUGGAAAAGAUGCUGUUUUUGCAGAAGCUAUCAAAACAGCAACAAUUUUGGCUGAAAAGAGUCCAGUCGCUUUGCGUAAUACGAAGCAUCUACUAUUGCACAGCAGAGAUCAUACAGUUCAAGAGGGUUUGACAUACACUGCAGUCUUGAACGGAGCAGGAUUACAAGCAGGAGAUAUUCCAGAAGCUAUGAUGUCAGUUAUGCAAAAGAAGAAGCCCAACUUUGCUAAGCUUUAA
Molecule: messenger RNA, 855 nt
Organism: Meira miltonrushii
Lineage: Eukaryota; Fungi; Basidiomycota; Exobasidiomycetes; Exobasidiales; Brachybasidiaceae
Product: ClpP/crotonase
Exons: 3
Coding region: 1-855 (284 amino acids)
Cellular component (GO): mitochondrion
Molecular function (GO): delta(3,5)-delta(2,4)-dienoyl-CoA isomerase activity
Source: RefSeq, a predicted model, not a curated record